Messenger RNA from Symbiodinium natans, 3015 nucleotides. Lineage: Eukaryota; Dinophyceae; Suessiales; Symbiodiniaceae. The record is from the annotation of a GenBank genome assembly.
AUGCGUAUAUAUGUAUGUGAGCCAAACCUGUUCCACGACACAUAUCAUGGCUUCUCGGUGGUAGCAUGCACUUUGUAUACUUUGUGCUUUGUGUCCAGGCAGCUCUGCAUCUCCGGCUCUGCUCCUGCCCUGCAGGUGGGUGGUAGCAGAUCCUCUACACCAGUGAGAGCGAAGAAGCGAGUUGGCGGUCCUCAUUCGCAGCUUGUUGGCCAACUCUCCUCAACUUUUGCCGCUCCUUUGGAGGAGUGCUGCACACUAGAGAAUUUGCAUCGCGUUGCUCUCCAGAUAUCUGGGAGGGUUGCGGCACAUCGGAUGGCGUUUACCGCGCUGGUGGCCGCUGUUUCUGGUCGGUGUGUGAGCAUGCUACGGAAGGGGCUGUCCAUGGAAGAAGCCGCGGCAGCGAUGCCGCUAUUGGGAGACCUGUGGCGUGCGGGGCUCCUGUACGUACCGGGUGACGGUGCAAGAGCAGCAGUGGCGGCGGCGCUUGCAGUCCUUGUCUCCGGGGGACGCAAAGUGCGCAAAGAGACGCCUGGCUCCGCACUGGGUCCACUGGGCGUGUCGGUAUCAAGGCCUUCGUCCACAGGCAGUGGCUCCAGGGAGACCAUGGACCAGCGACUGCGUCGCUGGUGCCGCAGCUGUGAGCUUUUUGAGGACGCAAUAUCAAAGGAGCUUCUCACCAGGGAAGGCGGGACAUCUGUGCAGGAGCAGCUUUAUGAGGAGCUGAAGCGAACUUUGGCGGGCGCACGGGAGGAGGAGCUGCGGAAGGCUGCUGCACGCAUCAAGCUGGGCAGCGUACCCCUCUGCCGUGGCGCCGGGCUGAUGGAGCGGCUCCGGAGGCAGCCCUCGAAGAGGUCAAAUUCCGUCAGCUCGGAUACUCAUGGGGACGAGACAGACCUGGCAGCGAAGGCUUGGCAAGCAGCCCAGCAAGCGGAAUCGCAAGCAGCGCAGACCAUUGCGGCAAUCGCUUACGAGGUUGUGCGCAAUGCAGAGGUUGCCUGCAACGAGACAGCCACGCUGGCGAGGGCGGCCCUCGAUGACAAUGGAAUAGUUGACUCGACAGCUGUCUUCCAAGGUCGAACCAGCAAAGAGUUCUUUGUGACAUGCUUGUGUGAGGCAGCACGUCGGCACUACCCGAAUACGCAGGGCCUUGCGUGCCUGGGGGGGUGGUUCAUGGACUUGAUUGUCGUUCCCGACUCUUGCUUGGAGUCCCUUCCCACGUGGAGGCGCCGUGCCAAGCCGGGCAUCUACCUCCAGUCCGUUCAAGCUGAUCUGGUGGACCAACUCUUGGCGCUGGAGAGAAGCCACUUUCAGGAUCUGGAGGCACAAGCAACGAUUCGCAAGCAGCUUGAAGCGAAGGUGGAAAGGCUUACCCAAGAGGUUGAUGUGCACUUGCAGGCCAAGGCUGCAAGGAGAAGAAGAGGGGUCAAAGCAGCCAGAAAGCUGAAGCAAGUGCAGUACGAAGUUGCUCUGGUGGAGGAACCGAGAGAGCCAGCAGAAGAGCCAGCUGCGAAACCGGAUGAGGCAGUCUCACAUGCAGCAACCACGAAAAACCGCAUCUCAGAGAUACCAGAUUGUGCCAAUCCCAUGCUACUCCAAGUACACAUAAGUACACUUUGUUCAAAGCUAAGCCGAGGCUUUACACAAUUGGUCAAGGCAGAUGCGCAUGUGGACGGGAUCACCAACGACGUCAGCAUCCACCAACGAUUGGAGCAUGCACGCGCCAAGCUAGAGUCGUCACGCAACAACUCCGCCAUGAGAAAAGUCGAGCACCUUCUCAAAAUGAUCAUGGGCAAAGACGAAGAGGACCAAGCAGGAAACGGUGAGCUUCGGUGGCUAAUGUUUGAAGCCACUGCUGCGUUCUUCAUCGCAGUCAACUCCAUCUUGCUCGGCUUGGAAGUGCAGUACACCUCCUCCAACCUUGAGUCCAAUCUUUCAUUUAUGGUUGGCAGUGUUCUUUUCGGCGCGUGGUUCAUUUUUGAGGUGCUCGUCCGGAUGUGCCACGCUGGCCCACUUCAAUUUUUCAUAAAUGAAAGCCGCUGGUGGAACAUUUGCGACCUUUUCUUGAUGGGCGUGAGCAUACUGGACAUUUGUCUCCUUUUACUUGUCGGAGCUUCCACGUCUUUGUCAAGUCUCAAAAUAUUGAAGAUGAUUCGAGUAUUUCGGUUGUUCAGAGUUUUCAGGUUCUUCCAGCAGCUUGCUACGUUGGCGCUCAUGGUUGCAGAGUCUGUGAAGCAGCUCAUGUGGGCGCUGUCCAUGUUUGUCCUUAUCAUGUACAUAUUUGCGAUUACAUUGACUAGUUCGUGCACAGAUUGGUUGAAGCAGCAGAUCGACUUCAGCAAGCCAGACUGGGAAUCGGACAUUGCAGGUUCAAGCCAGCCUGGCGUUCGCGAGGUCCAUCACUUCUUUGGCAGCGUUCCACGCAGCGGAUACACGCUCUUUCAAACAACCCUGGGAGGAAUCAGUUGGCAUGAGGUCACGGAUGCGCUUCUGUUCGUUGAUGUCGUCUCCUUCUCCUUAAUGUUCGCCUACCUGGUUUUUACAAUACUCGCUUUGCUGAACGUUUUCACAGGCGUCUUUGUGGACAAUGCUGUCCAAAACUCAAAAAAACAGCGUCAGAUCCAGAUCGAAGAGACGCUGGAGAAGAAACGUAUGGGGCUGGAUCAGAUCAUCGAGUUUUUUGUGGCUACAGACCUCGAUGGCGAUGGAACGAUCAGCCUGCAUGAAAUCCAUGAGCUCUUGCAAGACCCCGUGAUGAACGCCUACUUCGACAUCAUCGGCUUCCGACCCGGAGAUGCCCAGAUGUUGGCCGACUUGCUCGAUCGCGACGGAUCAGGUGGCAUUACGUUGAACGAGUUCAUCAAUGGCUGUGAGCGGAUGAAAGGCCAGGCAAAGGGAAUUGAUGUGCAUUUGCUGCUGCUCGAGUGUCAGCAUCUGCAUGAAAAGUUGGACAAGUUGGAUGCUUUCACUCGUGGUGUUCCCUACCAAGCCUCGGCAAAGCGGGACUGCCUUGCAUGA